UCUUGCUGCUGCCAGGUCCAGAGUGUGUCAUGGGUCCCUGUACGGCCUCCCAUUGCUGCUGUCUCCAUCGCCACAGUCUGCCAUGUGCCACUUUCAGGUCUCCUCACACUGCUGGUGGGUUCCAUUUUGUCAUAGGGUGCUGGCAGAUUACGGGCCUCCCAUUGCUGCUGCCAGGCCCGUAAUCUGCCAUGGGCCCCCGUACCGACUCCUCAUGCUGCUGCCAGGUCCAGAGUGUGUCAUGGGUCCCUGUACGGCCUCCCAUUGCUGCUGUCUCCAUCGCCACACUCUGCCAUGUGCCACUUUCAGGUCUCCUCACACUGCUGGUGGGUUCCAUUUUGUC
Staurois parvus is the source of this 340-nucleotide messenger RNA. The record is from the annotation of a GenBank genome assembly. Lineage: Eukaryota; Metazoa; Chordata; Amphibia; Anura; Ranidae.